AGGGAAACUGUAUCAUUUUUCCAAAAAGGAAAAAAUAAAAAUAAAAAUUUGUAUCUUUUGCUCUAUUAUUGAUUUUCAUGACCAGGCCAACUCACCCCAUACGGCAAACCCUCUCCCUCUUCUCAGCUUUCUUCCCCGCCUAAUCUGCCGGUCUUCUUCUUCCUUUUUCUUCUGAUCGGGCUUGUCUUAUUCAUCCCCAGAUUUCGGUAUUUGUUCAAGCAUGUUAACCCAUGUACAUUAUCGUAGCGAUGCGUCGCAGAAAACCAAUGUGUGGAAGAUAGGCAAACCCAACAACAUGGACCUGCAGCAGUCCCAGCCUUCAGCCUGUGUGCUUCCAGUCAAUUUUAUGCUCUACAAGUGCUACGAAGUUGUUUGGUUUGACGAAGAGGAGGAUGAUGUUCCACAAAUCAUUCCGCAAUUGAAAACCCUUGUAACCCAAGAAACCAUUAAGGUCCCUCGUGGCACGCUGUUAUCUGAAAGUGGUACCAUGCUCAUGACUGAAAUUCUUUCCGGAAUGCAUGUCCCAGUAGAUGAGCAGCCAUCUAUUGUGGGAAAAGUACUUAAUGCGGUUGAAUCAACCCUCUGCAUGCUUCCUAUUGUUGUGGAAGUAGAGGAGGUGACUUUGCGAAUGAGCAGAAAUGUUAUUAAUCCAGAAGAUGUGAUUGAAAGGGUUACAAGGGAAUCCGUGGAAACACAUGAGGUGAAGCCUAUCCCUGCAACUAAAUCGUCCAUUGACAGUUUGUUGAAAGUGAGACUAGAUGGCUCUGAAAUCACGGAGAACUGUGUUAUUUGUAUGAAGAACUUUGAAGCUGGUGUUGAAGUUAUUUCCUUGCCCUGCUCACAUGUUUAUCAUGAAGCUUGCAUUGUUCAGUGGUUGGAAACCAGUCACUUGUGUCCCUUGUGCCGCUACCCGAUGCCUCAUGUGGAUUGAAGUGAAUAUUUAUUCUCCAUUCAAAGUACUGUAAUGGAAAUUCAACUAGCAGGAAACUUAUUGCGAAUCGCAGUAUAUACUAAUGUAGAAAGGGUCUAUUGGCACCAAAGUAAAAGUGGGAUUUUGGUAGA
This is a messenger RNA of Prunus avium (sweet cherry), 1062 nucleotides long. RefSeq lists its product as uncharacterized. Gene Ontology annotation, cellular component: nucleus. Gene Ontology annotation, molecular function: ubiquitin protein ligase activity. NCBI's taxonomy places the organism in Eukaryota, Viridiplantae, Streptophyta, Magnoliopsida, Rosales, Rosaceae. Gene Ontology annotation, biological process: ubiquitin-dependent protein catabolic process. The record is from RefSeq and is a predicted model, not a curated record.